Fusarium pseudograminearum CS3096 is the source of this 1518-nucleotide messenger RNA. RefSeq lists its product as uncharacterized. The record is from RefSeq and is a predicted model, not a curated record. Bases 1 to 1518 code for a protein of 505 amino acids. Gene Ontology annotation, molecular function: iron ion binding; monooxygenase activity; oxidoreductase activity, acting on paired donors, with incorporation or reduction of molecular oxygen. NCBI's taxonomy places the organism in Eukaryota, Fungi, Ascomycota, Sordariomycetes, Hypocreales, Nectriaceae. The transcript has 3 exons.
AUGCUUCGUGAGAUAUUGUAUGGUGCAGCAGGGUUCGUCCUGUUUGCAUACACGCUAGAAUGGCUCUUCUCCAUGUUUGAUGACCCGAGAGAGCCGGAGCGUCUUCAGUCGAAAAUACCACUUUUUGGUCAUCUAAUUGGUAUGAUGAAGUACAGUUCUGGCUAUCACGGGAUAACUAGCAAGCAAACAGACCAAGAAAUCUAUACAGUUGCCAUCUUCAACACCAAACUCUACGUCGCCAAAACGGCCCGCCUCAUCCCUCUGAUCCAAAGGUCUAAAACACUUUCUUUCCGUCCCUUUAUGCAAACUGCUGCCAAGCAUAUGGGCGAUGCCAACCCUGCCACUUUCGAAGUCUUUGGGAGUGAGUGGGUUGACUCGUUCAGUCAUGCCCAUAAACAUAGUCUUGCGCCGGGACCGAGUCUUGAUGAGCAGAAUUUAAGAAUGGGAGACCGUGCGUUGAUCGAUAUUGAAGAAUUACUGCCUAGAGAAAAGAACGGCGUGAGCAAGGUGUCAUUGCUAGAGUGGGUUAGGUACGCGGUCGUGCAAGCGAGUGCCUGUGGUGUUCUAGGCGUGGAGAAUCCUUUCCGCGAUCCUAAGAUCGAUGCAGCGUUUUGGAAAUGGCAAGAUUAUAUGCCUCUCCAUCUCAUCAACCUCGACAUCACCAAAAAAGGCUACGCAGCUCGCGAGAUCGUCUUUGAUGCUUUCCGCAAAUACAACAUGAAUAUCCCCACCGACGUGUCAGCAGUCUACAUGGCUCGUCAGCGCACUAUGCAAGAAGCAGGCAUCGACGAGGAUGACAUUUGCAAGCAGCAAGCUACCUUUGGAACAGCAGCUUUUGUCAACACAGUUCCCAUUAUGUACUGGACCAUCUACGAGUUGUUCUCUAGGCCUGAACUUCUUGAAGAGGUGCGACGCGAAGUUAUCGAACAUACUGUCAGCGGAAACAAAGAGACUGGGUUCGUGGUAGACGUUGCAGCGCUGAAAACACAAUGUCCUUUGCUUUUGUCUAUUUAUCAAGAGACACAACGCACAAGACAUGUUCAUGCAAACAUUCGAAAGGUGACGGAAGAUACACUCCUGGACGACAAGUAUCUGCUCAAAGCUGGCCAAUUCGUCAUGAUGCCUGGCCAGCCCGUGCACACAAACCAGACUACGUGGGGAGAGUCGGCUGAUGUCUUUGACCCGUAUCGUUUUAUGCCCAAGGAUGGAUCUGAUAAGAAAGCGAUCGCGUCGAGUAGCUUCGUGGCUUGGGGCGCGCCACCACAUUUAUGUCCCGCGCGACAGUUUGCCUCGACUGAAAUUAUGAUCGUUGUGGCUCUACUUUGUGUUAGAUGUGACAUGAACCCUGCUUCAGGUCAAUGGGUAAGGAGCCCGGCGCUGAACACAGGUGACAUGGCCACUAUUUAUACACCCAAGAAGGAUGUUGAGCUUGAGGUUAGAAAGAGAGAGGAGUGGGAUGGUGAAUGGAGUUUGAUAAUGGGAGAGAGCAAGACGAGAGUUUCUCUUGCAUCUGGGUAG